AUGCCCCCGUUGGCACUCGAAUAUGAUGCCCCACUAGACUUGGAAAGUAUCGUGACACCUUGGAAGCUACCCUCCCAGACCACGUACGUCUUCACCAACGCAAGUGUCAUCGAUCCGUUAGACGGAAGCGUUAAACACAAUGCAGCUGUCAAACUUAGCGGUGGCCUGGUCGUGUCUGUUGGAGAACGAGUAUCUGAGGCGCAGGGCGAUCAAGAGGGAGUAGAAGAAAUCGAUCUGGAUGGCAAGUACAUCUUGCCAGGCCUCUGGGACUGCCACGUGCAUUUGGGGGCCGUACCCGGAAGCAUGAAUUUUGAGGAGCUUCUUCAGUCUCCGGCGCCUGAUCUUCUUCUUCGACAGCCAGAAGUCGGGCAAGCAAUGAUUGACCGAGGGUUUACGACAGUCAGAGACUGCGGUGGAGCUUUGCUGCCAGUCAAGGAAGCGUUCGAGGCAGGCAUACACCCCGGGCCGCGUAUGUUCAUCGCUGGCCGUCAACUUACUCAGUCCGGAGGCUCUGGUGAUCAUCGGCCUCGGAGAGACGACAGUGAUUGCUGUGGAGGCGCCAGGCAACUGGGUUGUCGAACCGUAGACGGUGUGCCGGAGUGCCUAAAGUUCGCCCGAGAGGAGUUGCGACUUGGGGCAGACUUCAUCAAAAUCAUGGGGGGAGGCGCUGUUGCAAGCCCGAGAGCGACGCUAGAAGACAUCGAUUUUACUGACGAGGAGAUCAGAGCGAUCACAACCGUCACUUCAAAUGCGGGAACGUUCACAACCGCACAUGCAUACACACCUCGAGUUAUUCAGCACGCAAUCCACAAUGGCGUUUUGGGCAUCGAGCAUGGCAACUAUCUGGACAAAGCCACCGCCGACCUUAUGGCCCAGAAAGGAGCAUUUCUGACUCCGACCCUGGCGGCCUACGCUGCAGCAGCUAUGCCGGAGUUUCAUGCGUUUGUUGGCGAAAAUUCAAGAAAGAAGCUUCAGGCCACUGUGGAAAGAGGCCUUGACUCUAUAAAGAUCGCGAAAGAAGCCGGCGUCACCAUUUGCUUUGGCACUGAUCUUCUCGGGCCACUGCAUUUUGCACAAACGAAAGAGUUUGUCAUAAGAAGCGCUGUGCAGACACCACUCGAAAUCCUGCAGAGCGCCACUGUGAACGCAGCUCGCAUGAUGAGGCACCAGGACUCGUUGGGUCGAGUUGCCCCCGGAUUCAUUGCCGAUCUUCUUAUACUCAAUGCCAAUCCACUGGAAGACAUCACAGUGUUGGACAGGCCUGAUAGACAUUUGUUGGCAGUCUUCAAAGAGGGAAGGCUCAUGACCUCACGCUGGUCGAGGCUUGAGCCAAGGAGUCGUCGGCCCGCGAUGAUCUUGUAG
Molecule: messenger RNA, 1362 nt
Organism: Exophiala aquamarina CBS 119918
Lineage: Eukaryota; Fungi; Ascomycota; Eurotiomycetes; Chaetothyriales; Herpotrichiellaceae
Exons: 1
Coding region: 1-1362 (453 amino acids)
Molecular function (GO): hydrolase activity, acting on carbon-nitrogen (but not peptide) bonds
Source: RefSeq, a predicted model, not a curated record